UAUUUACAGAGUUCAGGGGUAAUUUUAGCUGGAUUAGCUCUUGCUGCUGCCGGUUACACAGGAAGAUUUCUUUCUAGAAAUGCAAAGCAUUGGGCAGAAGCUUUAGAGAAACAGUUGAAAGCUUUCCCUACUUCCAGUAGUUUUGCCAAUAGUAGAUAUUACAAAGGAGGUUUUGAAUCUAAAAUGAAUCGUAGAGAAGCUGGAUUAAUUUUAGGAGUUAGCCCAUCUGCAAGUAAAAAUAAAAUUAAAGAAGCUCAUAAAAGAAUAAUGCUUUUAAACCACCCUGACAGAGGUGGUUCUCCGUACCUAGCUGCAAAAAUAAAUGAGGCUAAGGACUUGCUUGAUAAAAAUUGAUGCUGAGUGAUUAUCUAAUUCAUAUUGUUUCAGAACAUAAUAGGUUGCCAGUUAUUUUAGAAAAGAAAAGAUCUUGAACUAUUGAAACAUUGUAAACAAUGAAAAGAUAUGAAAAAUGUUUUGAAAAUAUGCAAAAACAUUCAUGUUUUUAAAAUAUUAGAAUUGAUCCUUAACUAGUGUUAUUAAAGAGUCCUUUAUUCAAA
Messenger RNA from Stegodyphus dumicola, 557 nucleotides. Its product is annotated as mitochondrial import inner membrane translocase subunit TIM14. The record is from RefSeq and is a predicted model, not a curated record. NCBI's taxonomy places the organism in Eukaryota, Metazoa, Arthropoda, Arachnida, Araneae, Eresidae. Gene Ontology annotation, biological process: protein import into mitochondrial matrix. Gene Ontology annotation, molecular function: ATPase activator activity. Gene Ontology annotation, cellular component: PAM complex, Tim23 associated import motor.